AUGCGGGCGAGAGGGAGCUCGUCCAGGGAGGGCAUCAAGGGUGCGCACAGAGAGAGGGGGUGGGUUGUGGUUGUGGUGGCAGGGGUGGAUUGUGUGUGUGGGUGUGCAGGGGAUGCGUACUAUCUUGUGACCAACGACGAAGACGAACGUGAAGGACUUGGGCAUCAACGCGGUGUGCACGCACCUCGGGUGCGUGCAGUGGUGCCGUGGAACGCCGCGCAGAACAAGUUCACCUGCCCGUGUCACGGAUCCCAAUACGACACAAACGGAAAGGUCGGCGAACCACCACCGAUGUUUUGAUGAUGGAGCGUCAUGCAGACAUUUGACACGGGUGGAUGGGUGUGUGCAGGUUGCGCGUGGCCCCGCCCCUCUGUCGCUCGCCCUGCUCACGUGGAAUCCGACGAUAAGGGAGGGGUAAGCCCACCGCACCCACCGCCAGAGAACACACAACACACAUGCAUGCAUGCAUGCAUGCUCGUGGCUGUGUGUGUGUAUGUGUAUGUGUGUGCAGAUAGUGUUCAAGGAGUGGAAGAAGAGUGAAGAGGACUUCCACUCCGGCGAGACCCCCUGGUGGUCAUAGACGCGCCUUUCAUUCCCAUUAAUGCACACACAUACAUAGAUACAUGGCUGCGUACAGUUUCACAUGGGCGGAGAGAGCUUGAGAGAGAUCGAUGGUAGGCAGGCCGGUCGUCGUGUGUCUGUUUGUACAGGGGGUGGGGGUGGAGGGGGGAUGGAUGGAUGGAUGGAACGCUAUGCGUGAGUAGCUUUCUGCUGCAGUGAAGUGAAUGUAUGUAUGUGCCUGGGUGACAGACAGGGGAG
This is a messenger RNA of Vitrella brassicaformis, 819 nucleotides long. Lineage: Eukaryota; Vitrellaceae. The record is from the annotation of a GenBank genome assembly.